Lingula anatina is the source of this 3609-nucleotide messenger RNA. Its product is annotated as lisH domain-containing protein ARMC9. The record is from RefSeq and is a predicted model, not a curated record. Gene Ontology annotation, cellular component: centriole; ciliary tip; ciliary basal body. Gene Ontology annotation, biological process: cilium assembly. Lineage: Eukaryota; Metazoa; Brachiopoda; Lingulata; Lingulida; Lingulidae. Gene Ontology annotation, molecular function: protein binding.
UGCCAUCUAUCCCAUGAUCCGUGGGAUGGGAGAUGAGGUGAGAGCUGGUAAAGUUAGAGUUCUACCUGUACAUCUAUUUUGCCAUCUAUCCCAUGAUCCGUGGGAUGGGAGAUGAGGUGAGAGCUGGUAAAGUUAGAGUUCUACCUGUACAUCUAUUUUGCCAUCUAUCCCAUGAUCCGUGGGAUGGGAGAUGAGGUGAGAGCUGGUAAAGUUAGAGUUCUACCUGUACAUCUAUUUUGCCAUCUAUCCCAUGAUCCGUGGGAUGGGAGAUGAGGUGAGAGCUGGUAAAGUUAGAGUUCUACCUGUACAUCUAUUUUGCCAUCUAUCCCAUGAUCCGUGGGAUGGGAGAUGAGGUGAGAGCUGGUAAAGUUAGAGUUCUACCUGUACAUCUAUUUUGCCAUCUAUCCCAUGAUCCGUGGGAUGGGAGAUGAGGUGAGAGCUGGUAAAGUUAGAGUUCUACCUGUACAUCUAUUUUGCCAUCUAUCCCAUGAUCCGUGGGAUGGGAGAUGAGGUGAGAGCUGGUAAAGUUAGAGUUCUACCUGUACAUCUAUUUUGCCAUCUAUCCCAUGAUCCGUGGGAUGGGAGAUGAGGUGAGAGCUGGUAAAGUUAGAGUUCUACCUGUACAUCUAUUUUGCCAUCUAUCCCAUGAUCCGUGGGAUGGGAGAUGAGGUGAGAGCUGGUAAAGUUAGAGUUCUACCUGUACAUCUAUUUUGCCAUCUAUCCCAUGAUCCGUGGGAUGGGAGAUGAGGUGAGAGCUGGUAAAGUUAGAGUUCUACCUGUACAUCUAUUUUGCCAUCUAUCCCAUGAUUCGUGGGAUGGGAGAUGAGGAAUUUUCUGAAGAAGAGGCUAAGGUCCAAGCAGAGGAAGGAAUGGCCGCUUUCAAGCAUUAUCUGGAGACCAGAGGUGCUUCACUCAGCCAAACCACUGAGUUUCUUCCCUUCUACGCUCUGCCCUUCGUCCCAAACCCCAGGGCUCACCCUUCUUAUAAGGAGUUGUUUGCAGAGGACUGGGCCAGUGAUUUACAGCAGAGACUGGAGAAGUUCCUCACCUUAGCACUGCAGUCUUCCACACAACCCAGGCUCUUUGACCUCUAUCAAGGAGGCGGGGGUCCUAGUAAAGAAGUCCAAGCAGAGCUUCAGCACCUUCAGCAGCAGGUGGUUGAUGCAGAGAGACGUACUAUGACAUAUAUCAGAAGAUUUAACAAGGUCCAGUCAGACUACCAUAGUUUGAUAGGGAUUACAGCAGACUUGGUGGACUCACUGGAGAAAACAGUACAGGGACAGAUGAUCAGUGCAGAGUACAUACAGGGCAUUUGUAGCAGGUUGUUCAGCAACCACAUGCGACAGUCUGUAGACUUUGCACGUCCCGGGACGGCAGGCAACGUGCUCCGGCAGUCCAUAGCUGUCCCACAGAUAUCCCCAGAAAAGGACCAGGGUCUCCUGUCUUCUCUGGACUAUGACAAGAUAAAGAAAGACCUGGUGAAUGGACCAGAGAGAAGACAGGCAUUGCUGUUACAGGCCUUAAGAUGGCGUUUGACCCGCUCGGCGCCAGGAGAACAGAGGGACACAGUGUUACAGGGAUAUAUUAAAAAUGAUAUUCUUUGUUGCCAUAACAAUGCACAACACAAGGAGGGUGUGAUGAGUCUGUUACACUCCCCCAGUGAGGUGGUCAGACAGUAUACAGCCAGGCUGUUCAACGCCUUGGCGUCACUCUGUCAAGGGCGAACAUACUUAUCCACCAGCUCCAGUCUUCUGGGUCACAUGAUUGAGACGCUGAGAUCAGAGGAAAAAGAUUCUAUCACAAGAGAGAAUGUUCUCGGAGCCUUACAGAAACUUAGUCUAAGACGUCAGCUACAGUCUGUGAUGAUAGACGAGGGGUUACUGCAGUGGCUGGUACAAGUACUAGAGGACAAUGAUUCCCUGUCUGACUACACACUAGAGUACUCCAUAGCUCUGCUGAUGAACCUGUGUCUCAGAACUGCAGGCAAGAAGAAGUGUGCAGAGGCACCUCACCGAACUCUUCAGGUCCUAAGUGACCUCCUGGGUCACGAGAACCAUGAAAUCCGUCCCUACGUCAAUGGUGCCCUGUACAGUAUUCUGGCCAUACCUUCCAUACGAGAGGAGGCCAAGGCCAUGGGCAUGGAGGAGAUUCUGAAGUGUUUUAUGAAGGAUGGUCAACAGGAGAUGAACAGACAGUUUGAGUUCAUUAUUAAACAACUGAACUCCAACGAUGAAGCAGAUGAUGCAGACUCAGAUGAUGAGGAGGAAGACGAGGAUGAGGAGGACCAAGAUGCCAUGGAGGCUGACCUGGACAAGGCGGAGGUGCUCAAACCAAACCCGGGGGAACUUUCUGGCGAGAAACUCCUCUCCACGGAGUACCUGGGUGUGAUGACAAACGCCUCACGCAAGAAGAACAAGCACCUGGAUGUAGUGCGGGAGGAGGGACCGUUACAGAGACCCGUUACGCCCAGUAGGAAGAUAGGGAAUGAGUUGAGUCUGCCUCCACAGGCCAGUCAAAUAUACUCGGAGGACUUUGAACAAGAGACCAGUAGAGGCCAGCCAACAGCCCGUGGUGGUCCUCCCUCGCGCCCUUCCAGUAAGGACCAGGUGCGGCCUCCUACCAGAAGUGGAAGUCGAGGCCAAAGUCGUCCCAAUACAACAGAUACUCCAAGACAAGCUGCUCCAAAGAUGGACGAGGCAGGGUCAGAGUUGGUGUCUCAGACCCUGGGGAAACAGAAACAGUUGGCCGCCCCCGUCACCCAGAGGUCGGUGAAACCUUCAGGAAAAGCUCUGGAAAAGAUGCAGGGACAGAAUGCCAACCUCAAUGAAUAUGCAGCUGCAUUCAGUUCCCGUCCCAAGGUAGUACGCACCCCAGACUUGAGUCACCGCGCAGACAGUCGCAACGAACCUCCGCCACAACCGACAUUCUCAGAGAGUUUACCCAUGUCUAGACCAGGAACUCAGUCCAGGAGUGGGGCCAGGAGUGGUGGUGGAGGAACCUCGCGUUCAGGGCAGGGAAAAACAAAAAUGUCUCGAUAGCAACUGUUGUCAUGGUGAUUUGCAGAACAAAGCAUGCCUUUUUUUCAAGACUGCCACAAAAACAGUCUACGUUGUGAUGAUGCUCUCACAUAUAUUUAUUUAUUGACUACUUGAUUACGAAGAAGCUAUAGUCACGGUUAAAUAUGUAUUGUAGCAACUGUAGCCUAGCAAGUGUUGUCAUGGUAAUAUCAGUUGCGGCAAUACAUGAGUCUGGGCUAGUAAGGAUGUAGACAGUGCCAUUUGAAAUAAGAUAUAUCAGAAAUGAUUAAAUUAAUGAGAAUCCAAUGCAGACAGAAUAAACUACUUGUUCCCAAGCUUUACUAAGCAGAAAUGGCACAAGUGGUGGUGAGGUGUUAGAUUAAAGCUCAGCAUUGUGCAUAUAUAAAAUGGUUUAAGUUUAUUGUUGUGAUAUUAACUGUAGAUAUCAAUUUAUAUUAACAUAAAUGGAAUGAUUUGUUGCAAGAAGGGCCUUCAUUAGGUGCUAGCACAUUUUGCUAUCUUAUUAUUGUUAUUAUUAUAAUUGUAAAUUUUUCUAAAAGAGUGUUUUUGUUCAAUUGCAUUAUUUCAUUUA